This is a messenger RNA of Cryptotermes secundus, 1942 nucleotides long. RefSeq names its product sulfotransferase 1E1. Gene Ontology annotation, cellular component: cytoplasm. Gene Ontology annotation, biological process: sulfation. Gene Ontology annotation, molecular function: sulfotransferase activity. Lineage: Eukaryota; Metazoa; Arthropoda; Insecta; Blattodea; Kalotermitidae. The transcript is spliced from 8 exons. The record is from RefSeq and is a predicted model, not a curated record. Bases 350 to 1387 code for a protein of 345 amino acids.
UUCGUCAUUUGUUUUUCUGCAAGCAAGUAGCCCUGUAUCAUGACUGAAUAGACACUUAUUUUGAAUCGGUAUUUUGUGAAUUACUUGAUGAUUUUUUGAUUUGGCUACGGAUUGGAAGACUGAGGAAUCGGGGUUCAAUUCCCGGCAGAGGGCAGCGGAUUUUUCUCUACGUCACAGCGUCCAGACCGGCUCUGAGACCCAACUAGCCUCACACACGAUCAGUAUUGUGAAGUGUUCUCCAGGGAGUAAAGCGGAAGAGGCGUGAAGCUGACCACCCACCUUUAACUAGUGCCGAGAUAUAGUUUUGAAAGAUCCGCACGCAGGAAGAGUUCCCAGAAGGAACGCCGCCAUGUCAACAGAGUUCCCAUAUGACGUGUGUGACCUUGACGAAGACCUGAACCGGCAGAUCCUCCGGGACUUCACAGGCGAGAGAACAGGAUUCGUACAGGUUGGACCUGAGAAGUGGUUCCUGCCAAGGAAGUACAAGGCCCAGGCCAGCAACUUCUACAACUUGGAGCCUCGGCCCGACGAUAUAUGGGUAGUCACUUAUCCCAGAUCAGGAACGACAUGGAGCCAGGAACUUGUGUGGCUCAUUGCUAAUGAUCUGGACUACGAGACAUCUAGGCGCAUUCCGCUCAUGCAGAGGUUUCCUUUCUUCGAGUUCAGUUUAUUUGUUCACGAUGAAAUGACGGCCGAGCUUCUGAAAAUGAACACUGGUGAUGCUGAGAAACUGGACCUGGUGGAGCAGAUAAGCCGACCUGGUUAUGAAGUUCUGAACGAGAUGAAGUCUCCACGUUUCAUCAAGACACAUUUCCCGUUAAGUUUGCUUCCACCCAACUUGCUUGAUGUUGGCUGCAAGGUUCUGUAUGUGGCUCGAAACCCUAAGGACGUUGCGGUGUCGUUCUACCAUCUGAACAGACUGAUCCGUACUCAGGGUUAUCUUGGAGACUUCCCCCACUACUGGGACUACUUCCAGAACAAUUUGCAUCCAUGGGCACCUUACUGGUCACAUGUCAUUGAAGGAUGGGACAACAGACACAACCCGAAUAUGCUAUUUCUCUUCUAUGAGGACAUGAACAAGAACCUACCAGCAACUAUAAAUAAAGUGGCCAGAUUCCUACAACGUAAGCCGUUAGAUGACCAACAAGCAUCGACUCUGGCAAACCACCUUGAUAUCAAGAACUUCCGCAACAAUCCAGCUGUUAACUUUGACUUACUACGAAACAUUGGAUUGCUAAACGAAGGUGAAGAGAACUUCAUCAGGAAAGGCAAAAAUGGAAGCUGGAAGGAAGAAUUUACCCCAGAGCUGAGCAAACGGGCAGAUCGAUGGAUCCAAGAGAACAUGAAACAUACAGAUCUGCGGUUCCCAGUGUACAACACUGCUUGAGAAUGACUCAUCUCCAGUAUUUGCAGUCAUACCUGCUAUCAUGGAUACUUGCAGAACUUUUUACAAAGGGGAAAGCCAGAAAAUUUGCACUGAAAUUUAAAUUUAAGCCUUUUAAGUAAGCUGUCAAAUACCAUUGUAUGCAAGACAGAAGAAUCAGUUUUCUUUAAAUUUACUCUCACAUACAAGUAUAUAUGAGCUACUAUAGACGGGGUUUGGAUUGAUAAUCAGAUCUAUGGCACAUUUAUACAACUCAUAAUUACAAGUAAGAAUUAUGUUCUCACUAUUCCACACACUUCACAAAUCACUACGGGACACACUAGGUCUUCUCAGUCUGUUACAGUGUUCACUAACCACUUGAUGGUAGCAGCUUCCAACUGUGGAUGUACCCCUUCCUCUGGGUUCCAGAACUAUCCGUGUCCUUAGUUACCAGUUUCUAAGAGUAACAGCAAACACCAACUGAACUGCAGCAAUCCUCUGUAUCGCUUACUCACCAACCAACUCUUCACUAACUCCACUGACUGACUGAUGACUCAAAGUUAUCUUAUGAUGGACAGU